AUGGCUGUGCCAGAUGGGCCAGUGAAAACUGCUCAUCUACCUCCUGUAUUCACUCCUCCUGUCCAAUUCACUGUCCAUCCCACUCGACCCCCUGCUCGACCUACUAUCCAACCUCUUGCCCAACCACCCCCUGACCAACCUAGUCCUGUCCAAUCUAGUCCUGUUCAAUUCACUCUCCAUCACACUGCUCCCCCUGCUCAACCUACUAUCCAAUCUCCUGCCCAACCCACUAUCCAACCCCCCUAA
Messenger RNA from Dentiscutata erythropus, 246 nucleotides. Lineage: Eukaryota; Fungi; Glomeromycota; Glomeromycetes; Diversisporales; Gigasporaceae. The record is from the annotation of a GenBank genome assembly.